Carassius gibelio (silver crucian carp) is the source of this 1091-nucleotide messenger RNA. Its product is annotated as cardiac phospholamban. The transcript is spliced from 2 exons. Gene Ontology annotation, molecular function: ATPase inhibitor activity. Gene Ontology annotation, cellular component: membrane; sarcoplasmic reticulum. Gene Ontology annotation, biological process: negative regulation of calcium ion import into sarcoplasmic reticulum; negative regulation of ATPase-coupled calcium transmembrane transporter activity; negative regulation of heart rate. The coding region runs from base 228 to 386 and encodes 52 amino acids. The record is from RefSeq and is a predicted model, not a curated record. Lineage: Eukaryota; Metazoa; Chordata; Actinopteri; Cypriniformes; Cyprinidae.
UCCCCACCCCUUUCAGUUCCUCCUAUAAACUUUGUAGCGUGUCCUGAAAGCCUGAGUGUCUACAUGUAUACAUCCAACAUUUUCCUGCUGUUUCACACUUUACCUUAUAUUUGAAAGGACUGCUUCCUCCUUGAGCUGCCAUUUUACGGCACCACAAGAACGCAACAGCACCACCGUCUCCGUCCGUCCAUUCCUCUCACUGCCACUACUCCACAGUCUUGAUCAGGAUGGAGAGGGUGCAGCACAUGACACGCUCAGCCAUCCGGAGGGCAUCCAACGUCGAAGUGAACCCGCAGACCAAACGCAACCUUCAAGAUCUCAUCAUCAACUUCUCCCUCAUCCUCGUCUGCCUGCUGCUCAUAUACAUCAUCGUCUUGCUCAUGUGACACCAAAACAUGACAACCGGCCAAUCACAAGAUGCACUGCUCAAGAUCUUGGACAAUUUGGGGAAACUGAAAAUGUCCUACUAAUGAUGUAACACGUUAAAAUUUCAUGAAAUUAUAUGAGGGCAGCAGAUAUUUUUUCUCUAUUUAUGUUUGCUACAUUCUUCCUAUAAAAAUAACCAUAUUUUUGACCUUUGAAUGAGUAAAAGUCUCAUUCACAUAUCUUUUGUAUUUUUUUUAUACAUAUAUGUUUUAUAUAUAUAUAUAUAUAUAUAUAUAUAAAACAUACAAAAUUAUAUGUUAGGUUAAUUCAGAUAGGUUUUGUAUAUGUAGACCUCACAGGGGAAAGCAGUCAUCCGAACUGGUGUAGCUCACAAAAACAUGAAGAUUUAACAUCAAAAUGGCUGUAAAUUCUGGCAAAAGUGUAGCUCCCAAGAGCAAUCAGCAAUUCCUUACAAUUUCCUAAGUAAUUUACGUGAAUACCAUCCCCCGCAAAAUAUCAUGCUUGUUGUGUUGAAAUGCAAAAUGUAUAGGUCAGUCCCGUAAAUCAUAUAUUAUUCACAGAGGAACAGAGCAUGUUGGCACUGAUGUAAAUCAACGGAUUGUUUACACUUCCAGUUAACAUGAUUUGAGAGAGAGAGCAAUAAUGGGUAAUUUAAGGAUGUUGUAAAAUGUGGCCAAAAAAUAAAAAGAAUGUUUGUUUUAAAA